This is a messenger RNA of Lytechinus variegatus (green sea urchin), 7374 nucleotides long. RefSeq names its product eukaryotic translation initiation factor 4E-binding protein 2-like. Gene Ontology annotation, molecular function: eukaryotic initiation factor 4E binding. Gene Ontology annotation, cellular component: cytoplasm. The coding region runs from base 140 to 478 and encodes 112 amino acids. The record is from RefSeq and is a predicted model, not a curated record. Gene Ontology annotation, biological process: negative regulation of translational initiation. Lineage: Eukaryota; Metazoa; Echinodermata; Echinoidea; Temnopleuroida; Toxopneustidae. The transcript is spliced from 3 exons.
CUGUUACCUCCUUGCUGUAACGUCCGAUGCGGAUUUCCCCUAAAUCCGUCAUCACAAUAUUUACCUUCAAAAGAACCCGAAGAGCCGUCCAUUCCUUUGCAACUUUAGCUGUCCCGCAAUCUUCUAAAAUUCAAGCAAAAUGUCAGCCCCUGCAGCAAGUCGUCAACUCAGUGCUGGUCGGGAUAUUCCAGCGAAAAGAGUAGCCGUCGACGACCCAUCGCAGCUUCCACAAGAUUACAGCACAACGCCAGGAGGCACAUUGUUUUCAACGACCCCGGGAGGAACACGCAUCAUUUACGAUCGUCACUUUUUGUUGAAUAUGAGGAAUUCUCCACUGAGCCAGACUCCUCCUAAGAACUUGCCUUCAAUUCCUGGAGUGACCUGUCCAGAAGUGACCGGUGAUAAACCUAAUGGCGAAAGCAAGGCUCCGAAGAGUAAAACAGACACUGCUGAUGAUCAGUUCCAAAUGGACAUCUGAGACGGAGGACCAACAUACAGAUGACAACUGUCUAAGAUGGCUUGUUAAGACAAAAUAAGAAAAGAUGUAUACUGCUGGUAAAAAAGAUAAAUGAUCCUGAAUUGUUUAUUUCACCAUCGCAGUUCUGUUUGUUUUGUUUACUUAAGUUCCUGAUGGGGACAAAUCUGAAUUUAUUCUAAAUAAUAUCAUAUCAAUCAUGUCCUUUCAUGUAAUAUCAAGACCUUCUCAUAAAAAAUGGAUGAAAAACAUAUAACUCCAAAGAUAAGCUAGGUAGAGUAAAAAGGUUCCAUCAAAAACUCCUGAAAAUUUUGUUAUUCAAACAAACAAGGGGCAAGAUGCUUAGUAGUUUAUUGCAGAAUGAAUAGGAAUUAUGAUACACAAAUAUAAUAUUAAUCAGUUCCCAUUUGUGUUUGUUUUUUCUUCUCUCUAUCAAUACAAAGUACAUAUAUGUUUACAACACAGAUAUUUAGGUGCAAUACAUUUUUUACAACAAAGGUGUCAUAUUUUUUUUUCAGUUCAAAUAUCUGUUUUCCAUGAAUAUUAAAGCUUAACUUUGCAAUCUUGACAGGCAAAGCCAUUAAGUAAAAAUUUUGUCUUAUAUUUUCUUAUAGUAAAUACCUCUCUUUGCAAUUUUAUUGUUCUAAAUGUGAGAUGAUGUCAAUUAUUACGAUGACCAUAUUAGGCAAACAUAUUAGCAAACCCAAAAUCCCUCUACCUUACAAGAAAAUGAUGAAUACCCCAUAACCAAUCAAAUCAGUUUUGCAUUGAAAAAAUGCGUUUCACAAUUGCACUUUGUUUUCUAGAAUUAAGUGUCCAUGUGCUUGAAUGCAAAAAGGAUCUUACAUUUUUAUUUUGUUUACUGUGCCAUGUUUUCAUUUAUUAGGAAAAGAGAUACUGAAUUAUAAAUACAUGCAUAUUCCUAUUGAGGUAUACAGACAUCUGACCACUGAGCAUUUUUUAUAUGCAGGAAUUUUUCAUGGGAAAGGAGUCCUGCAUUUGGUCUCUCGAACCAAUUUAUCGAUGUUCAUCUUGUUCCAGUGUUGUAUAUUCAAACAUCUUUUGGGAUAUUUAUUGGAGCAGCUCUAUGUCAUACUAAAAUGCUUAGCUGCUCAGUUACUCUCCUGGGAGUGGGGAUUGUGGAUACACUGUAUGUAGACAAACCAGAAUCCCCUAACAGGGCUACUCCGUUUUAAAAUGCUUUGCUGUUGUCCUGAUGUAAUAAUGAAUUUGAUGCUGUAUUCUUCAUUAUGAUCAUUAUUUUUCAAUGUCACCUUGUUAUCAUGCAGAUUAAGGCUAUUAUUAGUUAACCAGUCAUCCAUUAUUUUCAAUCAAUCUCUCCUCUUUAGCUGGUCUACAGAUUAUAGUCCAACUGGAAAUUAAAAAAGGCCCUUCACUUAGGGGUUAUUCAACUUCUUUAAAGGAGAGGAGAGAAAAUAUUGUAAAUUAUGGUAUAUCCUUGCUAUUAUAAUGGAAGUUAUAGCUAAAUUACCUCAGUAGAUUGUACAUAGAAAAGGAUUGCCUUUCCAACCAUUAUUGAUUCUUCAUUGAGCUAAAUACACUGUAGUUGGGCAUGUAAGUUUGCAUACGCAUCGUAGGAAAAUCGGACUCUACUCACCCCCCCCCCCCUUCCGUGUGAAAGUGGAAUACCAGCUAUUCUUAUAACUCUCCAAAAACGUAAUCCUUCGUCGUUUUCACCAAUCCAGCCUCAAAGCUUUUGACACAGUAUACUGUGAAGAAUGCAGUUAGCAUACACAGAUACAUGUAAUACUAGAUUGUUGCCUAAUGAUAUUUAGUAGUUAGUGCACUCAAUGUGAGAUUAAAAUGGUAUACCCACCUCACUUGGCCAGUGGAAAUAUAUGAGGCAUUUAAAGAUGUCAUCACAUGAUAAUGCUCUGUAUCACUGGCUGAUCCAGGAGUGGGGGGGCAAAGCAGGCUUGUGCCCCCCUCCCCCCCCCCCCUUUGACAGGCACAAUUAAAAUUUGUAAUGUUAAAAUGCUUUUAAAACAGAAUUGUGUCCAUUUUUUCUUUAAAUUUUUUUUCCUUGUCAAAUUUUUCCUGGGGAAAAUGUGCCCCCUCCCCCCUCUUUGGAAAAUCCUGGAUCUACCCUUGCUCUUCAGGGUAAGGGUUACGACUGAGUAGAGUCUCUUCUUUUCUUCCUUCUGACAGGGCUGGUGUAUGUAAACUGCUCUAUCCCAUUUACACGUACAUGUAUUUGCAAUGAUGUCAUACUUUCAUCAUGGGAACUGUAAAUAUUUUCAAAGUGGUGCUUUCAUACCCAUCCAAUCACAAGAAUACCUGUUGUUAUUCCGGCCUCAAAAUAUAAAGUACCUGAACAUUUAUUUCUUGUAUUCAAACCACCUGAAUCAAAUGAAUUUCCAAUAGUAAUAAGCCAGCAAUAAGACUCUUGUAUUCUCUAUACAAGGAUACCUGUUGGCUGUUUUUUCUCAGUUCGCUUCUUAAGUCCUCAUCAUUUCUUUGAACUAAAAUCCCUUCAACCUUUUUGAACUCCUUGCCAGUCUUUUGAUUAUGAAAAGUGUCUACUCAGGUAUUUUCUUCUGGGAUAAUACAAGUAUUUUGCUUCCACGUUGGUAUAUUGAAAUACCGGGUACUUUUUGAACAGGGAUUCACAUUUAAUUUUCUGUGAUUGAAUUGGUAUGAGAGCACUACAAGGCACAUCAUGCAACAAAAUUACUUCUUAGUAAUCGGUUUACCUAAAGCAUUCCUUUUUCUAAGCAGAAUUUUUGUAUUUUGACUGAAGCUGUCAUGUUUGUGACCCUUCUCAAACGAGGCAAUGGUGCUUUCUUUUUUUUUCAAUGUGAUUGGUACGGCAAUAUUUAUGCCUCCGCCCACAUAGGUUGGUGCCAGACAUUGUGUUUUCAGGGUUGUCCUGGUUUUCAUUCUUGUAAGUUACUAAAGAACAAUUUGACUGAUCAAUAUGAAUCUUGGUUCAAGCGCAUGAGUAUGACUGACAAUGAUCUGAUUAGUUUCCGGAGCAAGCAAGGUCAAACUCACAGAGGUCAUUAUAUACACUGAAAUAUCUCUUUCUUGCAAUAAAUUAAGUUUUUACUGUGUUCAGUGUUCACUCUUUACUCAUGUCACAUAUAGACCUUUAGACCAAACUGGGCAUUGUGGUGUGCGCCUAUAAUCCAAUCUAUGUGGGGAAGUUACAAAUUGAUGCAGAGGUUCAAGCACUGGUCACAUCUUUCUGAUGGUGACGUUUAAGGUCGGUCCCAGGUGUAAAUAUUCAUACAUGUAUGUAUCUGAUUGAUACAUGUCUGACAAAACUCAAAUACACACACAUCAAUCUCUUUCGGUCAGGAGACCUCAUCUUGCUUCACGGCUUCCCUUCCCUCCAUGUGUUGAAGGAGAAUUGAGGGAAAUCAGAAAACAUUUUUAAAAUUCUCCAAAACAGCAGAUUUUUAAAGUCUAAUAAUGCGCAUGUGUCAUCACCGUCUCACAGAGGCUAGUAUAGGAAUACAAGUAAAUCAGAGAAGCGCAAGCCGCAGAUCAUUUUAUGCAUGCAAGGCAAAUGCCUCAGCUUUUAACAUGGCGCCGUGAUGUCGUCAAUAAGGUCUAUUGGAGUGAUGAUUUUCUGAUCAGAUUUUGGGGUCAAAGGUGAAAUGUCAAUUUCACACUUCAUAUCACAUUGGAGGUACAAUUGUCUGAUUCGAUUAUGGGUUAACAAGGUCAAAGGUCACAUAUAUGUUUGUGAUUAUUGGAGAAAAAAAAUGAAGUCGGGCGUGGAAAAUAUUCUUGAUCUGGCAUUGGCGGAGGCAUAAAUGUUGACUUUGUGCUGUCAAGAAUCUAUGUAGUUUUUACCUAAAAAGGUUAGAAUUCGUUGAAAUACAGCAAUGUAGAGGUUGUGUAGUAAUCUCCAUUGUGAAAAUUUUUAGAUAUCUGUGCUAUAUUCCUGAACACUUUUGUUGCCUAAGAGGAGGUGUCUACUUGAUUAUCUUUCCACUAUGGCAUGCAAACUGUUACAAUGGAGAGAUAAUUGUUCACUAUUUUACAUGGAGUCAUUUUUAACGCAUUGACUAUUGGGACCGGGUGAUCCCUGUGUAGAGCUUAUGGGAAUUGCAUAAUUCAUCUCUCUUUUUUUAUUUCUCUUUUGUUUAUAUCUAGCAACCAUUAUUUUAUAUAAUACCUGACUUUAAAAAAAAAUAAGACUUGCUUCACAGGCAUUACAAACAAAAAUCUUGUCCUAGAUAUUUGACCAAUUUCAUGUUCAGGUCUGCAAAUCCCUGCUUACAUGAAUAGUUCCAACUGGUAAUGGGCAAAACUAGGCAAAGAACAUGAACUCUGCAUUAUAGUCAGGUCAUACAGAAUUUAUUUUAUUAAGAUGAAGUGAUUGAAAUCAAUUUCCUUUCCUGCGUACCCCCUUUUACCCUGACACUUGGUGAUCCCUGUAUUGGGCCAGCGGGCGAUAGUUGGUGAUAUCAUCCAUGUGUCAAACACAGCAUUAGAUGCAUAUGGUUGCCCUGCAUUUAAUAUUACAUUAUAGAUCAUGUUUGGAGGUAAAUGAAUUAGUGCAAAGUGCACCUUGUCAAAGGAAGAAUAAAAGGUCCAUUUUGCACCUCGAACAACCAUAGUAGCAUGUUUACCGCUACCCCAAACAAAGAAGCAGAGUUGCAGCUAGUCUGUGAUAACAAUAGCAUUAUCUGUAUCAAGUUGCCAGUAAUUAUGCACCUGAAAUGGUGCACGUUUGAUCUGCUUUCUGCACCAAAGUGUAAAUGCAGCAUUCUGCACCAUACAUGGUGCAGAAUGCCCCCAUAAGGUGCACAGUUAUGAUCAUGAGGGAGCUCUCGGUGCUGUUUUUCACGGGAGCUUCAUGUUUGCUCAAUUGAUAUGUUCUUUCAGAGUUUGUAGAACGUUCUUUCAGCAGAAUAAUGUGUUUCUUUGGGAUAAAUUGUUCUGUAAAAUUUUGAAUAGUUGCUGAUCAAAAUUGUCUUUUUAUCUAAUGAUUAUGUGUUUUAUGUGAAGGUUAUUUUGGGUCCAAUGCUAUCAUGUUGAUAUUCUGUCACAUGAUAUGUCACAUGGUUACAGUAAUUUGAGAGAGUAUCAAGUAGCGCUCUUCUGUACUUAUCACAAAGAUAUUACAGCCCCUCACAAUAUGAAGAAUAAUUCUGAUACAUUGAACAUGUUCUUGAUUUUCAAUUUUGUGUUUUUGCUUUCUGUAGCAUGAGAUGAACUUUGAUUCAACAUAAUCUCAUGUGGAUUAUGUGAAGGCAUUAUGCUUACCUGGGCUCUGUAAUACGAAGCUUAGCAAUUAUUUGUAGACUUUACAAUAUUUGAUUGCAAUUACAUUGGGUGAUUUCAAAUUCAGUGCUGACCUUUUUGGUGUUGGUGCUAGGUCAAAUUUUACACGAUUAUAACACCAGACAUAAAAUGAAGAUGGUCCCGAAAAGUCACUCACUAGUUGUUGAGAUGUCAAUAAAGUGAUCUGGAUUAGUUUUACAAACUCUGAAUAAGAUUUGGAGCUAGGGUUAGCAAUCCAAAGUUCAACACCAACACCUUGGGGCCAACACCGGACUUGAAAUCAACCAUUGUGCGAUCAAUCAUGAAAAUCAAUUGUACAUGAUUAUUGGCUAACCUUUUGUGUAACUGUACCCAUAUGUCUACUAGGUGUAAAGGCAUCUAUCUACCAGUGUACUUCCUCUCAAUAACCUAUUGAACCUGGGGGUGGUUUCAUAAAGCACUGUUCAUUAAGUUACGAGUGACUUCACAAAUGACUGGGGUAUGAAGUUCCAUUAAAUGAGCCUGAACUGGUGUUAUCUCACUGAUCAAUAACUGCUUUUAAUGAAGUUUGGCAGAUUUUCAGUGCACUAAUUUCACCGAGACAAAUGAUAGCUUAGCUUUAGCACUUACAAAGUCAUUUAACUCAGUUUAUAGUAUAAAAGUGACAUACCCAGCAUAUUUCAAAUUUAGCAAAAGUUAUCAGAAGUGGUAAACUUGCUACAACCCACUUGGCAUGUCAUACUCUAGUUAUUAUUAAAGUUACAGCUAUAUGAAACACCCCCCCCCCCCCCCCGCUGAUCUCAUUUAUACUUAUUAUUUAAUAGUCAUAUCAUAUGUGUACUUGUAAGCAAUAGGAGUUGUUAUUGAUUGCAAACUGAACCUAGCAAAAACGGCUUUUUAACUUUAUAGUACUGUUAUUACUUGCUCUGCACUAUAUUGUUUUUCUAGAUAUGCUGCUAGCUACAGUAUACUACAUGAAGGAUGCUGGAAAGUGUUUUAAUUUGAAUAUCAAACGAAUGAAGGUGAAAAAACUGAGACGGGUUAAUUGUGUGAUAGGAUUGAUAAGACACGCUCUGUCGCUGUGAUCAACGUAUAUGGGUCAGAGCAUAUAAUACUGUAAUUGCAAUGCCAUUAAGAUAUUGACACUGGUUUUUAAUGAGAAAUGAUAUAUGUCUUUUUUUUGUUUGCAUGUAUCUUUUUUCUGGAACCAGACAAUGUAGUCGCGCGCAUAUACUUGAUGAGAUUCUUGACCACUUUUGAUCCCUAGAGUGGACAAGAUAUUCACAUCCCAGCAGCUAUGGUAAUUGUAUGUUGAUAUCCAUGUAUCCAGUUCUUUGCCCUACAAAGACAAUGAAACAUGUAAAACAGUUCCUUUGAAAGUAAAACCUUAGGUAUAUCCAUUUCAAAUGGAUGAGGACCCUGAAGACUGAGAAUUGUGAAACCAUAUUUCAAUUACAAAUUUUCAACCCCAUUCUUUGUCCAUUUCUUGUUAAACAUUCAUAAUUUAUUUUGAAUAUAGAACUCUAUUAUGAAUUCAUUGAAGAAAAACUGUAUGGAAAGAGUUAUUAUAAUGACAAUGUGAUAUUAUGUGUUUCUGAACCUCACUAAGGCCACCUAUGGCGUUCCUUCUUAUAGAAAGGGAAAUAAAAUGACUACCUGUG